This is a messenger RNA of Acaulospora morrowiae, 483 nucleotides long. NCBI's taxonomy places the organism in Eukaryota, Fungi, Glomeromycota, Glomeromycetes, Diversisporales, Acaulosporaceae. The record is from the annotation of a GenBank genome assembly.
AUGUCCAAAUUCUUUAAAAUUUUUGAAUAUCUGUAUUUCCAGCGUGGUUUAGCAGAAGAGUAUUUGAUACAAGCAUUACAAAGUGUCUCAUCGGAAAACGAUAAAUUAUCAUCGAAAGCGCAACAGUGGCUUCAUGAUUUUGAUAUAAUGACGAGAAGCUUAAACGUGGAACGGUAUUGGAACUCAGUUCAAACAAAUGAAGAGCAUGAAACAACUCGGAUGAUGAAAGCAAAUUACAGUGAGAGAGAGAUGAAUUCAAGUAGCAAAACUCCAACAACUAUUGAGUUGGUCUAUGAUGGCUACAAAACUUCCUCUAGCGAGGAAUCAACAGAUGAAGCUAUACUCAUCGACCUAGUAAAAGUCGAAGAAGCGUACUCCAAAAUUAGAUCCAAAAUGCAUGUGGCGCUUGAGAGUGGUCGAAAAGUGAAAGAAAUAAUAUAUGAAUUCAGUAGAGAUACAACUCCUACUACUCCGAAGAUGUGA